This is a messenger RNA of Medioppia subpectinata, 1587 nucleotides long. Lineage: Eukaryota; Metazoa; Arthropoda; Arachnida; Sarcoptiformes; Oppiidae. The record is from the annotation of a GenBank genome assembly.
GUGCUGCCAUCCGCUAAAAUAAAACACAUAAGUUUGGAGGACAUCGAUAGAGCGGCGGCAGACGCUCACAGAUUUAUCGAGAACUAUAUUAAAACGGAAAGAGAGCUCAUCGAUAAGGGUGUAUUCCAAAGACACGGAUCAACUCAAUCGCAACACCAGGCCUUCUUCGGGCCGUUUGAUGAAAACCAAUUCCAGUUAACAAAAGGAGGAUUUAUUAAUUUGUUGACUACUAUUAAGAUAAAAGAGAGAUUUAAGUUGACUAACGAAGAGGCGAGGGAUGGGCUCUGGAAGUACUCAUUGGAAAACACAGAACUGGAAAAGUAUUGCCUUCAAGAGCCGGUUUGCAAACUAUCCAAAUAUAGGACACCCGACGGCAGUUGUAAUAACCUUCAGCGACCACUUUGGGGGAAGUNACACCCGACGGCAGUUGUAAUAACCUUCAGCGACCACUUUGGGGGAAGUGUUUCGAGGAUAUCAGUUACAGGCGAAGAGUUGCCGGGCGCUCGAGUCGUAUCAUUAGCCGCGGCCACUGAUAGCAAUAUUAACGAUAAAAAAUUUACCCUGUUUGUUAUGCAAUGGGGACAAUUCAUCGAUCACGACCUGACACUCUCGGCGUCCACCAGAGCGUCGACCGGUGAGGGACUGAUCUGUUGUUCCGAUGCAGAGACCGCUGGUGUUCGCAAUUUUAGGCACCCGUCGUGUCUCCCGAUUCCCAUCCCUAGAAACGAUCCCUUCUAUUCCAAACACAGGCAAACCUGUAUGAACUUUGUGCGCAACGCCCCCAGUCCUCGGGCCAACUGUGCUCUCGGACAUAGGGAACAGAUGAACACUUUAACCCAUAUAAUCGACGGAUCAAUGGUUUACGGAUCAGAUGCCGACCGAAUGAAGCACUUGAGAGAAUUCAAACGAGGAAGACUUCGGAUAUCAAUUGUAAAUAAAGUCGAGUUUUUACCUUUUGAUACACAAAACCGAAGCGACGAAUGCGCUGUCCCUGAAAGAGAUCGCUCACGAGUCCAAUGUUUUGUCGGCGGUGAUGUGCGAGUGAAUGAACAAACAGGUCUCGCAAUGCUUCACAAUCUGUUACUCCGAGAGCACAACAGAAUCGCCGAAAUAUUACUACAACUGAACCCCCGAUGGAGUGAUGAGACCGUAUAUCAAGAGUCCAGACGUAUUGUGGCCGCAGAGAUACAGCACAUCACUUAUAAUGAAUGGUCGCCUCUUAUCAUAGGUCGAUCCGUAAUGAAAGAGUUUAACAUUUUGCCCAAAACCUAUGGCUAUACCUUUGAUUACGACCCGAAACUGAACCCCAAUAUAAUCAAUUCGUUCGCAACGGCUGCCUAUCGUUUCCAUACUUUAAUCCAAGGAUUUAUUGAAUUAAUGGACAGCAAAGGAAGGGUUACAGAAAAACUUCAAUUAAGAAAUCUAUUCAAUAAUCCGCAGUCGUUGUAUAGAAACGGAGCUUUCGAUGAAUACCUGAAUGGCUAUGCGGGCGAACCCACGCAAACAUUUGAUAAGUUUUUCACACAAGAAUUAACCGAACAUCUAUUUGAAGAAAGAAAUACCGGAUUUGGUAUGGAUUUGAUUGCA